GAACUACAAGCUCCAUUUGACUGUGCUGCUCACAUUAAUGAUGCUCUGUGUGAUUCCCAAUCUCUUGUUUUUAAUGCUAAGUGUGCCUUCUCUUACUUUUAUAAACACAGAAAAUGUUAACAAGCAAGAAAAGCUGUUUUUAAGUUCGAUGGGUCUCUCGAGUCGCCCAAAACCUUCACAUCAGGCUCCAGUGCCGUCUCUGCUGUGGAAACUGUUCAAGAAGGGCAACAAACUGACCUCGGCGUCCGACAGCGAUCCGUGUGUGGUGUCAGAGUAUGGAGUCAGAGGAAAUAUUGUCCGGUUCAUCCAGGAUCAAGGUAGCCUGAUAUCUGCUCCGGCCGUCCACUGCUUUAAUUGUGUGAGAAAGCAUCUGUUUUUCAACAUGUCGGUGCUGGAGGAUGUUGAGCAGCUCUCCUUUGCUCAGCUGGAAAUGAAGUUCAAACAGGAUCUGUCUCACCUGGGACCGCAUGUUUUCAGCGUGGACCUGUACAGGGUUUUGAGGACCACGUUGAAAGGAGUGACUCACGAGUCCAGCCGUAAACUACUCCUGUCUCAGUCGCUCGGGCCUGGUGCGCACGCUUCUGUGCACGUCAAUCUGACCGAUCUGGCAGAAACCUGGAGAAAACCAGGUAAGAACUACGGGAUGCAAGUGGAGUUUCAGCUCAAGCACUUGAGCAACGUGCUUCAGGAGCAUGCAUAUGUGAAAAACCCACAUUCAGCUGUGCAGAUUGCUCCGAUGCCAGAGUUGCACUCGUCUCUGGUGGCGGUGUCGUUGAAUCCGCUUCAGUGCAGGUCCAGGAGAAAGAGAAGCGCUGCGUAUUACUUACCUGUGACGCCCAGUAACGUGUGCAAACCCAGAAGACUCUACAUUGACUUCAAAGACGUGGGCUGGCAGGACUGGAUCAUUGCACCUCAGGGGUAUUUGGCCAAUUACUGCCACGGAGAGUGUCCUUUCCCUCUGAGUGAAAGUUUGAAUGGGACCAACCACGCCAUCCUGCAGACGCUGGUCCAUUCGUUUGAUCCUAAAGGGACGCCUCAGCCCUGCUGCGUUCCCAUCAAACUGUCCCCCAUCUCCAUGCUGUAUUACGACAAUAACGAUAAUGUGGUGCUGAGACAUUAUGAAGACAUGGUGGUGGAUGAGUGUGGAUGCAGAUGAACUCCGAUUCAUUUUAAAUGCUGAAGUACAUAUCUUAAAUACUUGUUCAGUGAUGAUGUGGUUCUAUUUGGUCUUGGAUGUACAAGAGCUGUAAUUUGUAAAAAAAAUAAACUUCAUUUUAUAAUUGA
Messenger RNA from Carassius gibelio (silver crucian carp), 1284 nucleotides. RefSeq names its product protein DVR-1. Gene Ontology annotation, biological process: BMP signaling pathway; SMAD protein signal transduction. The transcript has 2 exons. Gene Ontology annotation, molecular function: cytokine activity; growth factor activity. The record is from RefSeq and is a predicted model, not a curated record. Gene Ontology annotation, cellular component: extracellular region. Lineage: Eukaryota; Metazoa; Chordata; Actinopteri; Cypriniformes; Cyprinidae. The coding region runs from base 38 to 1156 and encodes 372 amino acids.